This is a messenger RNA of Neltuma alba, 1269 nucleotides long. Its product is annotated as chaperone protein dnaJ 10-like. NCBI's taxonomy places the organism in Eukaryota, Viridiplantae, Streptophyta, Magnoliopsida, Fabales, Fabaceae. The record is from RefSeq and is a predicted model, not a curated record. The transcript has 9 exons. Bases 62 to 1102 code for a protein of 346 amino acids.
CUGCAUUUUCACAAGUUACUUAUUCGAGAGAUUGGAAUUGUGAUUCGGAUAUCAUCAAGCUAUGGUGAAGGACACCACGUACUACGAUACAUUAGGCGUCGACGUUGAUGCCUCCUCUGCUGAGAUCAAGAAGGCCUACUAUAUCAAGGCAAGGAUAGUUCACCCUGAUAAGAAUCCUGGGGAUCCCACAGCUGCCAAGAAUUUUCAGCAACUUGGUGAGGCGUACCAGGUCUUAAGUGAUCCUACAAAGCGUGAAGCAUAUGAUAAGCACGGAAAGUCAGGAGUACCACAAGAAUCCAUGUUAGACCCUACAGCCGUAUUUGGGAUGCUGUUUGGGAGUGAAUGUUUUGAGGAAUAUAUAGGGCAACUUGCAUUGGCUUCUCUAGCAUCCAUAGAAGUUGAGGAAGACCUACAAGACCCUGAAGUUCGUAAGCUAAUAAUUCAAGAGAAGAUAAAAGCAUGGCAGAAAGAUAGGGAAGAAAAACUUAUAACCGCUCUUAUACAUCACCUCCAACCCUUUGUCGAUGGUAAAACAGAAGAAUUUACAACAUGGGCAAAUUCAGAAGCAGCCCAACUUUCACAAGCCGCUUUUGGAGAGGCCAUGCUACACACAAUUGGGUAUAUUUACACGCGAAAAGCUGCAAAAGAAAUUGGAAAGGAUAACCGAUAUAUGAGAGUACCUUUUUUAGCAGAGUGGGUAAGAGACAAAGGACACAAGAUCAAGUCACAAGUCAUGGCUGCUUCAGGUGCUGUGAACUUGAUUCAAAUCCAAGAAGAGCUGAAGAGGCUAAACCAAGGAGGAGAAAACAAAGACGAAAACUUGGAGAAAGCGAUAGAAGAUAAGAAGGAUGCCAUGAUUCAUUCCCUUUGGCAGAUCAAUGUGGUUGAUAUUGAAACAACUCUCUCACAUGUCUGCCUAGCUGUUCUUAAAGAUCCUAGUGCCAGCAGAGAUGUUUUAAGGCUACGGGCUAGAGGGUUGAAAAAGUUAGGAACCAUUUUCCAAGGUGCUAAGGCUGCAUACGCAAGAGAAAACAGUCUACGCAAUGAAGCUGUCCAAAAGAACCAAAGUGACCAAAAACCAGAGGGUGCUUCUUCAUCAUAGUUAUCUCUCCAUGGUAGGAGUCUGGCAGUCUCUAUGAGUUUAUUACAUUGACAUGUUGUGAAUUCUUUCGUUAGUUAUUCUAUUGGACGAUGAAACAUGUUAUUCCUAGGGGAAAUUCCACAAAUAUAUAUACAAUUCGACACGUACAUGGGACUAAUCUCUUAUGU